Molecule: messenger RNA, 1713 nt
Organism: Erythranthe guttata (spotted monkey flower)
Lineage: Eukaryota; Viridiplantae; Streptophyta; Magnoliopsida; Lamiales; Phrymaceae
Product: UNC93-like protein 1
Source: RefSeq, a predicted model, not a curated record
CAAAAAUAGUGCACGCAGCAAAUUCCCCCCCAAAUUUCUCACACCAUUCCUCUCUGCCAAAUCGAAAUCCCUAAUUAAAAAAUGGGUUUGGGUGAAGAAGACGCAGAGGCCGGAAAAGUAUCGCCGACGAUUCCGGUGAAGAGAUCCAUUUUCCGCUACAACUCGCCGCUCGUCCAGGUGGUCCUCAUAGGUUUCGUCUGCUUCUGCUGCCCUGGGAUGUUCAACGCCCUCUCCGGCAUGGGCGGCGGCGGCCAGGUCGACCCCACCGCCGCCAACAACGCCAACACCGCCCUCUACACCACCUUCGCCGUCUUCGGCGUCCUCGGCGGCGGAAUCUACAACAUACUCGGCCCCCAGCUCACCCUCCUCGGCGGAUGCUCCACCUACGUCCUCUACGCCGGCUCCUUCCUCUACUACAACCACUACCACCACCAGGCCUUCGCCAUCGUCGCCGGCGCCUUCCUCGGCGUCGGCGCCGGCCUCCUCUGGGCCUCCCAGGGCGCGAUCAUGACGUCGUACCCGCCGCAGAACAGGAAGGGCAUCUACAUCGCCCUCUUCUGGAGCAUCUUCAACAUGGGCGGCGUGAUCGGCGGUUUGAUCCCCUUCGUUAUGAAUUACCACCGGACUGAAGCAGUCUCCGUCAACGACGGCACAUACAUCGGCUUCAUGGUUUUCAUGUCCAUCGGAACCCUCCUCUCUCUAUCAAUCCUCCACCCAAGCCGCGUGGUUCGAUCCGACGGCUCUCGCUGCACCAACAUCAAGUACUCGAGCGUCUCGGUCGAAGCUGCAGAGAUUCUCAAGCUGUUUCUCGAUUGGAGGAUGCUGCUAUUAGUGCCCGCCUCGUGGGCAAGCAACUUCUUCUACAGCUACCAGUUCAACAACGUGAAUGCAGUGCUGUUCAAUGUUAGAACAAGAGGGCUGAACAAUAUAUUCUACUGGGCAGCACAGAUGCUUGGCUCUAUUUUCAUUGGGUACAUUAUGGAUUUCAGUUUCAAGAGUAGGAAAUCAAGAGGGUUGUUAGGUCUCGUAAUCGUGGCUGUUUUCGGAACUGCUAUCUGGGGAGGAGGGCUAGCGAAACAGCUCGAUUAUCACCGUCUUAAUUUGCCCGCUAAGAAGCUCGAUUUUAAAGACGGUGCUGAUUUCGCGGGACCCUUUGUGUUGUAUUUCAGUUAUGGAUUGCUUGAUGCUAUGUUUCAAAGUAUGGUGUAUUGGGUUAUUGGAGCAUUAGCUGAUGAUUCUGAGGUUCUUAGCAGGUACAAUGGAUUCUACAAGGGAGUGCAGAGUGCGGGGGCGGCGGUUGCAUGGCAAAUAGACACGCAUAAGGUGCCGUUUUUGAACGAACUGGUGACGAAUUGGGCGCUCAUGACUGUAAGUUAUCCAUUGUUGGCUUUGCUGAUUAUACGAGCUGUGAAAGAUGAAAAUGAAGUUGAUGAGGAAAAAACUAACAAGGUGGAGCAAUCUGUGGUUGUAUCCAAUGACAAUACUUCGGUGAAUACGUCUACUUAUGUAAAAAAUUAGUUUUCACGAAAUUACGGUUUGUGGGGGUGAUGCUAUGCGUGCAUCCUCCUCAAAGAGGGAUAGGUUGUUGAAAAAUUCAUGUUUCUUUAUCGAGGAAUUUGUAUGCAAGUGUGUGUUGGUUUCUUAUGUGGUCCAAAUUGUUUUGUAUUACUUAUCUCAAGAGAUGUUUCUAGUAACUCGUGACAGUGGACUUCG